Molecule: messenger RNA, 1083 nt
Organism: Botrytis fragariae
Lineage: Eukaryota; Fungi; Ascomycota; Leotiomycetes; Helotiales; Sclerotiniaceae
Product: putative lipoyl transferase protein
Exons: 2
Coding region: 1-1083 (360 amino acids)
Biological process (GO): protein lipoylation
Cellular component (GO): mitochondrion
Molecular function (GO): lipoyl(octanoyl) transferase activity
Source: RefSeq, a predicted model, not a curated record
AUGAUUCCUUUACCUCCUCCCUCAGUCCGGAGCAAUUUCAUCCGCCACAUUCAUCUCAGCGGCGUCACCCCCUUCCACAUUGCUCAAACUAUUCAAUCCACGCUCGUAUCCAGAUUGCUUGAAUACAAAAAAGAAACCUCAGCUCAGCAAGAUCCCGACCUCAAGCCUCCCGCGCCAAUCCCCACAGUCCUCACAUUCCAACCCACACCCGUUUACACCACCGGACGGCGCGAGCUGCAAACCCCCCUCUCAGAACCCCUCCUCAAAUCUCUCCGAGAGCCCUUGAUCCCCCUCUCAACCACCCAUCUCCUCAUCAUCCGCAAACCAUUCAGCAGCUCUUCCAAGAAAGAACAAAUAGCCGACGUGGUGCAAACCCCUCGCGGCGGCCUCAUCACAUUCCACGGUCCGGGCCAACUAGUCAUCUAUCCCAUCAUCGACUUACUCGCAUUCCGCAACCUCGGCGCAAAAUGCUACGUCAACCUCCUCGAAGAAUCUACCAUCCGACUUCUCCACACAAUGGGCCUGAAUAUUCUCGGACGAACCGAGAAUCCAGGAGUCUGGUUAAACGAAGGCGAGAAGAUCGCAAGUCUCGGUGUUCACUUACGAAGAAACGUAAGUAGUUACGGCGUAGGACUCAACAUGAUCAUGGAACGCGGCUGGUGGGAUCGCAUCACGGCCUGCGGGCUCAACGGCAAAAAAAUCGUCGGCAUCGAUGAACAACUAUCCGAUAUUGAAACGCGAGAUUUCGCAAACCAAGAAAACUGGCGCUCCUCAUACAAAGCCAUGUUAGAGAACGGAGCCGCGGUAGCCCAAACAUGGGUUGACGAAUUUGCCGCCGGAUUAGGACGACUCGACCGCGGCGAGAAGUGCGAGGAGAGUAAAACCACUAGUGAAAAGGAUAUCUUAUCUACAUCGGAAGAAACGACUAAACUGGGAAAUGUAAAUGGGACGCAUUGGACGGGGUGGGAAGAUAUGCCGGAAUCGGUUAAAAACUUAAUUCCGCUUGAUAUACGCGGAGGAAAUGAAUUGAAUAUCAGUACGGGAGGGGGAUAUGUGGAGUAUCGACGGUGGAAAGGAGAGUAG